Micropterus dolomieu (smallmouth bass) is the source of this 3289-nucleotide messenger RNA. RefSeq names its product KIAA0319-like ortholog. NCBI's taxonomy places the organism in Eukaryota, Metazoa, Chordata, Actinopteri, Centrarchiformes, Centrarchidae. Bases 66 to 2828 code for a protein of 920 amino acids. Gene Ontology annotation, cellular component: plasma membrane; cytoplasmic vesicle. The transcript has 21 exons. The record is from RefSeq and is a predicted model, not a curated record.
UGUCAGCAAAUCUCUGCCGGGUGGCCGGCGGGGUGCUGGGGAUCCACUGGAGUAGCACCAUCACCAUGGGUUGGCACCCUAUGGCAGACGGGAGAGGCGGGGCGACAUGUUGGGAGUCCUGCUGCUUGAAUCCGAGCUGCAAUGCUGUGUGGAGCCUUGGCGGGCGAUGUGUGCUUCUCAGCUGCACGCUGAAAAGUGGCUGCCCAAUCUCCUUCCUGCCGCAGCCCCACCAGGAGUCCCUUGGUCUCCUUCAGCUUCUCACAAAGGGUCCCGUCACAAGAAGACUCAGAAAAGCUCGUCACUCACAGCCUGCAAGAAGCUACAGACAACUUACCAGCAUGGAAAGUCUUACACUGCAAAUAGCUCACCCAACUCCAACAGCACCCAGCACCUUCACACUUCUUCAAACCGCCCAAAAGAACCAUACCCUGUUAGCUAAUGGGAGCACAGACACUGCUUCAGCUCCAUCACAGCAGAUCUCAACGGUGGACAACACCAUCAAUAUUGCUGCGUCUUCCAAAAGCAAUGAGGUUGGCAUACCCACAUCAACCACAACUGCUAUCAUCACAACUCCUACACCGGCUGUGAGAGAGCUGGUGGUGUCCGCAGGAGAGAGUGUGGAGGUCACGCUGCCCCGCAACGAUAUCGAACUCAACGCCUUUGUGGUCCCAACUCCCCCAAACGGGACAAACUAUGCAUUUGACUGGCGUCUGAUAACUCAUCCCAAAGAUUACAGCGGGGAGAUGGAAGGGAAGCACAGCACGACACUUAAACUCAGCAAGCUGACUGUGGGCCUGUAUGAGUUUGAGGUGACGGUGGACGGGGAGGGGGCCCAUGGAGAAGGUUACGUCAAUGUCACAGUCAAACCAGAGCCGCGGGUAAACAAGCCUCCUGUUGCUGUAGUUUCCCCAAAGUUCCAGGAGAUCUCUUUGCCAACAAGCUCCACUGUCAUAGACGGCAGCCAGAGCACCGAUGAUGACAAGGUGGUGGCGUGGCACUGGGAAGAGAUUAAAGGUCCCCUGAGGGAGGAGAAGGUCUCUGCCGACACACCCGUCCUGACCCUCACCAGUCUGGUGCAUGGGAACUACACGUUCAGUUUGACAGUGACAGACUCAGACGGAGCCACAAACUCGACACAGGCCACGCUCUCAGUCAACAAAGCCAAGGAUUACCGGCCUGUGGCCAACGCCGGCCCUAACCAGGUCAUCCAGUUGCCGCGCAAUUCCAUCACUCUGUACGGCAACCAAAGCACCGACGACCAUGAUUCCCUGUCUUAUGAGUGGUCCCUCAGCCCCGAGAGCAAAGACAAGGUGGUGGAGAUGCAGGGCGUACGGACACCGAUCUUGCAGCUGUCGGCUAUGCAGGAAGGAGACUACACCUUCCAACUGACCGUGACAGACUCUGCUGGACAGCAAGACACUGCGCAGGUCACUGUCAUUGUACAGCCAGAAAACAACAAGCCACCAGUAGCAGAUGCAGGACCGGAGAAAGAGCUGACGUUGCCGGUUGAUCGAACCACGCUGGAUGGCAAUAAAAGCAGCGACGACCAGAAGAUAGCCACCUACCACUGGAAACAAACCAAGGGUCCUGAUGGUGUGAAGAUUGAGAAUGCAGACACGGCUGUUGCCACGGUGACAGGUCUUGAGGUCGGCACGUACGAGUUCACCCUGACAGUAACUGAUGAGAGGAAGCUGGCGAGUAGCGACACUGUCACGGUCAUCGUCAGAGAAGAACUGGACCAGCCGCCAGUGGCUCAUGUUGUGUCGAGUCCGCCCAUCGCUCUGCCUGCCAGGACCGCCACUCUAGAUGGAUCUCGCUCCACUGAUGACAAAGGUGGCGUCAGCUACCUGUGGACCAGAGAUGACAGCAGCCCUGCCGCUGGGGAUGUACUGAACAGCUCAGACCACCAGGCAGUGCUGUUUCUGGGAAACCUGGUGGAGGGGAAGUACAGCUUCACCCUAACUGUAACUGACAGUAAGGGACAGACCAGCACUGACAGGGGCACAGUGGAGGUCAAACCAGACGUAUGGGAGCGUGACCUAGUGGAGUUGGUGCUGGAGGUCUCUGUAUCCCAGGUCUCCCACCGGCAGCGUGACAUGCUGCUGCGCCAGGUUGGGGUUUUACUGGGUGUGCUCGACAGCGACAUCAUAGUGCGGGAGAUCAGUGCGUAUAAUGAGCACAGCACUCGUUUGGUCUUCCUGGUGUCAGGUGGUCCAGGGCGCCCUCCUCUGUCUGGCCACAGCGUUGCACUUAGCCUACGCAACAAACUGCGCAAGCAGAAGAAUGACUUUCUCAUCUACAAGGCUCGACAAGUGGAUACAGUCAUCUGCCAGCUAAACUGCUCAGGUCACGGCGAAUGUGACUCAUUCACACGGAGCUGUGUCUGCCACCCUUUCUGGAUGGAGAACUUCAUCCGAGCUCAGCUUGGAGAUGCAGAGAGCAAUUGUGAGUGGAGCGUGCUCUAUGUGACCAUAGCAUCCUUUAUGAUUGUGGUUGCUAUAGCAACAGUUGUCUGGGGGAUGGUGUGUUGCUGCAACAGGCGUAAGAGCAAAGUGCGCAGGAGCAAAAGCAGGUAUAAAAUACUAGAAGCUGAUGAGCAGGACAGUUUGGAGCUACAACCACCUAGAGCUGCCCGCAUGAAGCCGGUGCCCGCUCCCACCUCCUCCGCCCUCAUGCACUCAGACUCCGACCUGUACAGCGAUGACGGUCAGGGCGGGGUCCCGUGGACAGAGCAGGAGCGCGGGCAUCUCCUGCGGCCCCAGAAUGGCUCCCUGAGGAACGGGCAGGGGCCGGUGAGGGGCAAAAAGCAAAGAGAGGAGCUGCUAUAGCAAGGGAGGAAGGGGGGAGCUCGCUGCUGCCCUCACACACACAUCUCAUCUCAGCUGUCACAACCCUCUGUUCCUCACUCUUCCUGUUUCUCUUUUGUCGUUGUUCAACACAAAAACCCUCACACCUCUCAUCUGUGAAGAGAGACUGUGUGUUGCCUGGAUUUAGGAAGAGAAAGAAGGAAAAACAUGCGGUCAAAGAAAAAACACCACUGUACUGAAAUUCCCCUGCUCCCACACUGAGCCAAUAUGGAGGGGAAAAAAACUGUUUGCUGAGAACUAGUAGUGAGCACUGUGUUUUUAAUGGUAAAACAAUAUAACGUAGACCCCUUUUAUUUAACACAGUGACUUAAAGAAUGUAGUUACCCCUCUUACUGAGGCACAUGUUGUUUAGAGACCGUGGGAGAGUAAGUAGCCUGAGUGACACUUGACUUUCUUGAUUUUAAAAAAAAAAAAAAAGAAAA